Chelmon rostratus (copperband butterflyfish) is the source of this 4137-nucleotide messenger RNA. RefSeq names its product transmembrane protein 245 (gene tmem245). The record is from RefSeq and is a predicted model, not a curated record. The transcript is spliced from 18 exons. NCBI's taxonomy places the organism in Eukaryota, Metazoa, Chordata, Actinopteri, Chaetodontiformes, Chaetodontidae. The coding region runs from base 29 to 2647 and encodes 872 amino acids.
AUGCGCUGCCGAGGCGGAAAGGGAGAACAUGGCAGACGAAGAGGAGUCAGCGCCGGACCCUGCCGCCGCCUCUCCCCCGGAGAGCCCUCACCCUGGGCGGCCUCACUCCGUGUCUUUCUCUGAAAGCGUCCAACCGGCCGUCGGGAUGGUGAGCCAGCUGCUAAGCCAACCUUCGUCCCUGAAGUUUGACAAAAACAUCAAACAGGCCUUCUACAACACCGGCGCGAUGAUCUUUGUAGCUAUCUGCUGCGGGGCGGCUGUCCUGGUUUACUUUAUCCUGGAGGCCUUCCUUCGCCCGCUGCUCUGGGCAGUGCUCUGCGGCACCUUCCUCCACCCCUUCAAGUACUCCCUGGCUCGGCUCGGCCGCUCGUGGCUCAGCGGCCUGCAGGAAACCGGGACGCCCAUCGUUUUGGGUACCCUGCUAGUUCCGGUGUGGUGCGUGAACUACGGGGUGGAGGCAAUGGGCAGGCUGGUGCUGGAGAGGCUCACGGUGCUGCUGGUGAUCGGGGCCGGGGCACCGCUCGUCUACUUUCUCUACCUUUUCUGGAGCGUCAUCGGCAUGCAGGUGAUCCUCGGGCACGUCUGCGGGGUCAUCGGGGCCGCGCUGGACUGUUUCCACACUGUGUGGGUGUGCACUGUGGUGUUUGGCUACUUGUUGGCGGUCUGUUUCAAGUGGAGUCCCCAUACUGAGGGCUACCUGAGGGCUCUGGCACUUCCUGUCUGGGCCAUUCUGCUCUUCUACAUUGUGUCCCUGACCGGCUCGUGGAGAGUGCCCAUAUUUGUGGUUGUGGUUGUACUUAUCAUCGUGGGCUCCCAAGAGAAACCACCUGUCCCUGGCAGAGGAGAGCUGUCAGGGCAGGUGCUGUCAUUCGCUGCUAACACUAUUUACAUGGCGAUCUCCUGUAGCAACCUUCAGCUGAAAAGCGAGCCUGGUGAAAACACCACUACAGAUGGCGUGCAGUCUGCGGGCCCCCUUCCCGCCACGCCUGGGUUCCCUGCCGGCUGUCGUUCAUUACCGGCCGGCCUCUUCCAGAAAGAGAAAAGCUCCCACAGAGCCAGCGAUAUCUACUUUAUUCUGCUGGUCUGGGCCAUCGUACUGGUUCAGGUCUGGCUCAACCUCUGGAUCUUACAGCUGCUGCCUAUCCCUGUGGCUGUGUGGGUGCUGAAGAAGCUGGUGGUGCACUUUGGCCUGAAGAGCUUUGCAGAGCGGACUCUCACCGUGUGGUGGGCGGUGCUGGAGAAGUUUGGACGGGAGCGAGAGGAGGCCCUGCUGCCGGGACCAAUCAAAGGCUUGGCUCAGUUCCUGCUGCGUAUCGACACAAAGCUCUGGCAUUGGCUUAACAAGCAGAUGAUCGUGUGGUUGGAGCGAUCCCUGGAUAAAAUCAUCAGCAUCUUCAUCAUCUUCCUCCUGGUCACAGGGACGCUGCUCAUGGCUCUGCUGCUCACUGCUAUGGUUCAUCAUGAAAGUGCUCACAUCAUCGACGUAACCAGUAACCUCAUCAACGAGACUGUGUCGAACCAUCCAGAAUGGGCCAAUUGGCUUCCAGAGGCUCGUGUGGUGCAGAAAGCUCUGAAUUCAGCUGCUACUAAUGUUUAUCAGCACGGCAGAGAAUGGAUAACACAAAAGCUCCACAAGAUGUUAGGGGACAAGGUGAACCACACAGCUGUGAUUGAGAAACAGGUGUUGGAGCUUUGGGACAGACUGUACCACUCCUGGUUUGUGAAGAACAUGACCCUCGCCGGUCGCCAGCGUGGCCAGAAGAUGAUGGUGCAGAAACAGAACAGCUGGCUGGGCGACAUCCUGGACUGGAAGGACAUCGCCUCUUUCGUGCAGGAGAAUAUUGAGACUCUGCUGUCUAUCCUGGAGUCUCUGUGGGUGGUGAUGAGUAGAAAUGUUGGCCUCCUCAUCUCCACCACGACCACGCUCUUCACCGUCCUGUUCCACAGCGGCACGGCUCUGCUCAACUUUGCCCUCAGUCUGGUGAUUUUUCUGACCACUCUCUUCUACCUGCUGAGCUCCAGUGGUGAAUACUACAAACCUGUCAAAUGGGUGAUCAGCCUGACCCCCCUCUCCCAGCCCGGACCCUCCUCAAAUAUCAUAGGCCAGUCUGUAGAAGAGGCCAUCAGAGGAGUGUUUGACGCCUCUCUGAAGAUGGCUGGCUUCUACGGCCUCUACACUUGGCUCACUCACACCAUCUUUGGCAUCAACAUCAUCUUCAUUCCUUCUGCCCUGGCCGCCAUCCUGGGUGCGGUGCCGUUCCUGGGGACCUACUGGGCAGCGGUGCCUGCCGUGUGCGACCUGUGGUUGGUGCAGGGCGAAGGCGUCAAGGCCGUGCUGCUGCUGAUCUGCCAUCUGCUUCCAACGUAUUUUGUAGAUACAGCGAUCUACUCUGACAUAUCAGGGGGUGGACACCCGUAUCUGACAGGUCUGGCGGUGGCAGGCGGAGCGUACUAUCUGGGUCUGGAGGGCGCCAUCAUCGGGCCCAUCCUCCUCUGCAUCCUGGUCGUUGCAGCCAACAUCUACAGUGCCAUGCUGAUGAGCCCCAGCUCCGCACUGCCAACACCGGUGCAGUCCAGCUGGCCGCUCCACCCCAUCAGGACCUUCGCAGACUCCACCCCCUUCGUCCUGAAGAAGGCCGGUGAGUGAGCAAGAGGGUGUGACCCUGUGGAAUGUCACCUGGCUGAUUCCUCAGGGGACCUGCUCCCCUCCCUGAAGCUCCUCCCUAUGCUGCCCAGCUCUACAGGAGUCAGCCCCCCUCGGACCAAGAAGAAAUUGCGGCGUAGCGACCAGUUACCCAUGAUGCCGUUUGCUUACCAGAGCCGCUUCUCUGGGCAAAAUGGCACCAACUGCUCUCACCCGAGACCCAAAAAAUUACAGAUGGGAGCGUUCAUCCUGGACCAAUGACAUACAUCGGGCUAUAUGAUUAUGAGUGGCGGAGACGUUGAUGCUGAUCACAUCAUCUCUCAGAACUCAGUGCCUAAAUUGAUUUUGUAUCAAAAAUGCCUCAACUUAUUGUGUGGCGACAUGUAAGAUGAUAUAUUUUAUCUACAGAGCCCCUGAUUUCCACCCCGCACACCCUGGCUGUGUGUAAGCUACAGCGCGUGGUCGUGCAGUAUUUGUACUCCCUACCUCUCUCCUCAUGGAGGCUCAAGUAGAGUUUGUUAAAGAUGACCUCGGCACUUCCUGACUUCAUAGAAGUCCUCACGCCUGGCUCAGGAGAAGGAGCUGACGGCCGUUUUAAUGUGUCGUUCAUGUUCAGCAGCUUGUGAUUCUGCAACACUAGACCUCCGCUUCGACAAAGACUCUUGCUCCUGCUCUCCUGGACCAGGCUUCGUUACCACUGUUUCACUUUUUUGUGUAUCUGUUCAGUUGACUCAUAACAAAUGUCUCUGCUUGUUUUUUUUUUUUAUUACAGUUACAGGUUUAGACGGAUGACGACUACUUCAUCAGAUCAGAUUAGACGUCCUGCUUUCAGGGAGUUUGACCUGAGUCCAACAUCAGAGGAUUACUGAGAUUGUACAUUUUUAAUUUAUUUGAAGCUUAUCUCUCUCUUUUUUUUUUUUUUUUACAACACAACAUGAGUGCACAUACACACAUACAUGCAACCAAACUUUUCAUGUUUAUCACGCUUUGCGGGUCCUGUCGGUACUGAAGCUCGUUUACACUCAGAAGAUGUCGAUAUUGACAAGUUUGACUAAGUAUUUUUGUGAGAACUUUCCAGUUGUGAAACGACUGUGACUCGUCAUCCUCAUCACAUGAUUUCAUCAGUAGUUUUUGACCUCACAAACCUCAAAUCCGUUACAAAUGUCUUCACAUUUUCUCACUCACCUCAUCCACUGCACCUGCUCGCUCUGCACUUAGACAACAGUUGGAGCACUUUUCUGAAUAGAGAGUAUGAAGUAGUUUACAUCACUUGAGGCUUUAAUGAACAAGCUGUACAGAUGAAUUGUGUGUGUAAUGUGACACAUUGAUCAUACUUGGCUACUGUGUUAGCUGCCUGUGUUAGCUGGGAGGGUUGUGAUGUGUUCUGUGUUGGAACAAGCAUGUACAUUAGUAUUUGUUUCACUAAAUGACUUUAGUUUUCAUUUGGAACAGUUUGAUUACUGGAUAUGCACUAAUACAAUAAACAUAAUUUA